This is a messenger RNA of Chara braunii, 1527 nucleotides long. Lineage: Eukaryota; Viridiplantae; Streptophyta; Charophyceae; Charales; Characeae. The record is from the annotation of a GenBank genome assembly.
GAAGCCAGCCCCGAGGACCAAAACCGGAUCGCUCAGAUCGCCUUAUCUGCAAGAGUCCAUCUUAGCCGCUACUGGUGGUCGGCAAGUUGCCCGCGCGCGUCCUGGCCGAGGUGGCUGUUCCUGCCCUCCCCAGUUAGGGGCUUGCGGGGGCACACACCCACGCACGCACAGAGUCCACACACUUCAGAUUCUCAAACUCCACACGCACAACUGCCAAGGGCCAGAAGAGAGGAAGUGUGGGUCCGACGUUUGGCCGCGCGUGUAGGACGUAGAAUUGCACGGGCUUCGUCGUUUGACGCGCGUCCUCAGCAAGGAGAGAGAGCUUGCAAGCUUCGCAGCUAUGGCCGCCGCCACCGCCGCCCAGCUCUCCUCCGCGGCGAGCGUAGCCGCCCUCUCCACCACGAAGGCAGGAAAGGUGGGAUUCUCAAGCAGCAAUGGAAUCCUAUCUUCGACGAAGGGGCUGGGACUUGCUCCUCCUCUCUCUCCUGUGCACAAGCUUCGAUUGGGUAAGACUGUGUGCCAGGCAGCGGCUGCAGGCGGACGGGUGCCAGAUAUGGGAAAGCGUGUGCUCAUGAACUGGCUUCUGGCUGGUGCUGUCAGUCUUCCUGUCGCAGGCAUGGCUGGCCCAUACCUCUACUUCUUCGUCCCCCAGGGGUCCGGAGGUGCAGGUGGUGGAGUGACCGCCAAGGAUGAGCUUGGCAACGACGUCAUCGCGUCAAAGUGGGUGAAGGCCCACUCCUCAGGCGACAGAUCCCUCGCCCAAGGUCUCAAGGGAGACCCGACGUACAUCGUUGUGGAGGACCAGGGGCAGAUUGCAACUUUCGGUAUCAAUGCCGUCUGCACUCACCUUGGAUGUGUAGUGCCGUGGAACAAAGCUGAGAACAAGUUUAUCUGCCCAUGCCAUGGUUCUCAGUACAACAACCAAGGGAAGGUUGUCCGCGGGCCGGCCCCGCUGUCACUUGCUCUGGCUCACACCGAUAUAGUGGACGACAAGGUUAUUCUUACGCCGUGGACUGAAACGGACUUCCGUACAGGCGGGGACCCCUGGUGGUCCUAGACUACCGUACAGUCAUGACUGUCAUAUCCAAAAAAUUGAUGGCCAUGGCUAUCUACUUGGUACUUUGCAAGACGUUGUUUUGAGAAUCUCAAGGACUGCUGGAAUAGAGUUGUAUUCCUUUAUUUGUCUCAUCCUUCUGUCAAGUUCUCACGUUACCCCAGCCAAUGUUACAGUUAUUAAAGUGGCUGCUUUCUUCUGCCGCCACAUUCCUACGGAUGAGACUCUCCAGGCUGGCAUCCAACAGCUUUGAAGUAAAAAAACUCCAUCUUAUCUUGUGUAUAUUUCGUUUUCAUGCUUCCGUUGAAUCAAUUGUUGACAUUCUUGUCGAAGUGGCUAUUUUUAACAGGUUUUUCUUUUUGUGCGUGUCAGUGUUUUCUUUUUCUUUUCGUCCGUAUGUGGAGCGAAGUGGGAGAGGGAAUGGAAGGGAAAGGCACCACCUUGCUGCCUGUCAAUCAAUGUGCACGAGUCAA